Molecule: messenger RNA, 3810 nt
Organism: Nothoprocta perdicaria
Lineage: Eukaryota; Metazoa; Chordata; Aves; Tinamiformes; Tinamidae
Product: transmembrane protein 132B-like
Exons: 5
Coding region: 29-1855 (608 amino acids)
Source: RefSeq, a predicted model, not a curated record
GGGACUCCAGCUCACUGAGGUGCAGCUUAUGUAUGUUUCUAACAGAUGCGACUCCAUCUUUGUCAACGGCAAGGAAAUGAAAAGCAAAGUGGAUACUAUAGUUAACUUCACUUACGAGCAUUUUACCACCCAACUAGAAGUGACUGUCUGGGUUCCCCGGCUUCCCCUGCAGAUUGAGAUCUCUGAUACAGAGCUUAGCCAGAUCAAAGGCUGGAGGAUACCAGUCACCUCCAAUAAAAGGCCUACCCGUGACAGUGAGGAUGAAGAAGAUGACGAGAAAAAGGGAAGAGGCUGCACUCUUCAGUAUCAGCAUGCCAUGGUGCGAGUCCUCACACAGUUUGUAGCUGAAUCCUCUGAUUUUGGAGGCCACUUGACCUAUAUGCUAGGUUCUGAGUGGCAGUUUGACAUCACUGACCUUGUGGCUGAUUUCAUGAAGGUAGAAGAACCCAAAAUUGCUAAGCUUCAAGACGGCCAAGUUCUGGUUGGUCGUGAGCAUGGCAUCACCACGGUCCAGGUUCUGUCCCCUCUUUCUGAUUCCAUCUUGGCUGAGAAGACAGUGAUAGUCCUCGAUGACCGUGUAACUAUUACGGAUCUAGGAGUCCAGCUAGUUUCAGGCUUGUCYGUCUCUUUGCAAACUAGCAAAGGAAACAAGAGAGCUAUCGUUUCUACCACUUCGGCUUAUGAUAUCCUUCAUACUCCAAAACAGGAAGCCAUAGUCAGUGCUUGGGUUUUGUUCAGCGAUGGAGCAGUGACACCUUUAGAUAUUUAUGACUCGAAGGAUUUCUCAAUCACCAUAACUUCACUGGAUGAGAUGGUAGUGUCUACGCACCAAAACCUUCAGUCAAAAUGGCCUAGUGUGGUAGCAGAAGGGGAUGGGCAAGGACCUCUGAUUAAAAUUGAAAUGGUCAUCAGCGAGCCAUGUCAAAAGACCAAGAGAAAGAGCAUCCUGGCGGUUGGAAAAGGAAAUGUCAAAGUGAAGUUUGGUCAAAAAGAUUCUGACCACAAAGGAAGUACCAAUGAUAUUGAUGAAGUGGAUAGAGACUUUAAAAGCCAUGCAAGCAAUUCUAUAGAGAAGCCUGCAGAACAAGAGAGGACAAUACAAGAAUGGUCUAAAAAUGGAGCACUUGGUGCUUAUGAGGACAAUGUAAACAAAAGCACAACUGACAAAUCUCCUGUUGAGCAGGAGUCACUGGAGGAUGACCAGCUCCAAAAUAAUCCAACUGCCUUCACAGGUUUCCCAACACAAGUAGAACUACCAGAGCAAAACAAUCCCAGUGAUCUUACAUUGACUUCAAGAGGAUUAACAGAUUUGGAGAUUGGCAUGUAUGCCCUGCUCUGUGUCUUCUGCUUAGCAAUCUUGGUCUUUUUGAUUAACUGUGUGGCUUUUGCUUGGAAGUACAGGCAUAAAAGGUUUGCAGUGAGUGAGCAAGGCAACAUCCCCCAUUCCCAUGACUGGGUCUGGCUUGGAAAUGAGGUGGAGCUGCUGGAAAACCCAGUUGACAUUUCGCUCCCCUCAGAGGAGUGCACAACCAUGAUUGACAGAGGAAUGCAGUUUGAAGAAAGCAACUUUCUUCUUAAUGGAAGUUCUCAGAAGACUCUUCACAAUCAUAUUCUCAGAUCUUCUGAGUACGUUUGUGAAAAGGAAGUUAAAAGUGAACCUAUAAAUUCUGGGCCAAAGCAGAAGCGUGUAAAGUUCACUUCAUAUACAACAAUACUGCCAGAGGAUGGAGGUCCCUAUACCAACUCAAUUUUAUUUGACAGUGACGAUAAUAUUAAAUGGGUAUGCCAAGAUAUGAAUCUUGGUGACUCCAAGGAACUUAGGGACUAUAUGGAAAGACUGCAAGACAAUAUGUAAAACUACUUUCUUAUGUUUGUAAUCACCUUUAUGCCUUCUGUUUACGGAUGGUGGAACGGUCAGUCCAGUCAGCAAUAGGAACAAGGAAGUCCACCUUCGAAUUACUGAGAUAACCUGAUAUCGCUGAGCAGGUACAAGAGGCUGGCUGAGUUCAACUUGUUUCACCAUAAACCAGGAUGUGCCCCUAAAACAGCUACCUGUACGUGUUGGAGRUGUCGCACGAUGGCUGUUUUUGUAUACUGCCUGGUACUGGCAAAAUGCUAAUACAGCUACGCUCAGACUCAGAGGACACUUCAUUUGUUUAUCUCUCAUGACAAAUGGUAAAUAAGAGAGGGAUCUUUGCAUUGAUUUUUCUAGUCGUCGUCCUUUGUAAAGCACAGUGGACAUUUCUUGCUUACAGCCUGAAACACGGCUUACGUUAAAAGGGAUCUGAAUGAAUCUAAUUUUAUUGCUUAUGCGCAAUACAGCCAAGUAGUCUUACUAUUUUUUUACACAUAUAAAAGUCCCCGUGUGGUUCUUCAUAUUGUCUAUGAAUUUUAUUUGACUUCUGGAACACUAGCUAUUUUCUUUGAAGAUUUUUUUUUUUGGUUGUACCAAAGUGUAGUACAGUAAUAUUUAUAAUGAUUCAAGUUUUCUAUUCAUGAACAUCAGCCCACAGAGAUACCUCCCUCAUCUCUUACUAUCUUUCUCCUUUCCAUAUGGGUCUUUAAUAUUUGAAACAUAGAAACAUAUUAGAAGUCUAACUGAAAAAAGGGUUGUCUCCUUUUAUAGGGAACUGUAAAUACAAUAAUAAACUCUGGAAGAUAAAAAWCAAGGCGUAGCCUUGGGUUUACUUUUGUCAUUGGUGAUCUGAAAAGGUAACCUGCAAGAAAACAGCAUGUAUUUCGGAGAAAAAUGCUUUUGCUGAAACAGCAACUUGAUUGGUGAAAGUUAUUAGACCGAGAAAUUCAAAUGUGUUAUUGAAAUGCAGAGAAUAGGAAGGAAAUUUCCUGUAAAAGACCUGGAAUCGGUAUUACCCCGUACUAAUAAAAUAAUGCAUCGAUGGAGUACAACAGAAGUCCAUAUGUAAGGGCUAGCACCCCAGAUCUUGGCUAAAACAUCCCUGACCAUAAGGCUACUUGCUGAAAUGAUCUUUAUGUUGUAUUUCAUUAAAAAGGAAGAAAAGACAACACACUGGACACGUUAAUAAGUGACUAUUCCCAAAUUUAACAAAAACAACAUUAUGCUGGAGAUUCAAAGCUGCUAUUUCRUGUACAUUGUAUGUAUUGUCACAUUGAAUGAUGACUGAAAUAUGUUGAAAAUUCCAGUUAGAAAAAAAGUGAAUCUACAAAACUCUUAACAAAACUGAUAUUGUACAUAUUCUUGGGGUGGAUCCUGUGAAAUAAACACACGAUCCAAACUACAACUGCCUUACAUAUCCUGCUUACCAACUUUAAGGUGGAUCAAAAUCAGAUUUGAAUUUUACAACCCAGUUUUGAUUUUAGAACAGGCCAGACAGCCAAUACCGUGGGAAAUUUGAAUCCUGAUUCAAAACUGGGAACACCUUUAGUAUAAUUACUAGGUUAUAAUUUUGAUGGUGACACUACAAAGGGCAAUGAGAAUGUCAGGCAUACACGAGUGAUUAGAGACUUACGUUUGCUGCCACUGAACUGCAUAAUAAAAGAUGGCAUAUACUGUAAUCCAGUCUUAAGUAGGUCAAAUAACUGACCAAAAAGAUGCUUCCAUUUGAAAAGGGACAUACUGUUUGCAGCUCAAAUGAAAUCUCAGGAUGUUUAACAAACAUUCUCACCUUUUCUUCAUAAGGAAAUAAUAAUUUCAUACUACAAUCCUGAGUAUUAAACCUGAGCAGAAAAAGCCUCGUUUAAAAUUUGGCAUCUCUUCCCCCUGCGCUAGUUUGUAUUUGGCCCAAGCCUAAACCAAGUGGAUUGCUUGCACUGCUAGUGGUGAACCUGAGC